AAUGACAACAAACCAGGGGUGUAGCAUUUUGUGAACAGAGGUUGUCGUGUGACUUUGGUGGUUCGCGACGGCAGAUUUACUAUUCGUAGUAGCUGAAAAUGAGAUGAAAACAUUUCCUGAAUAUAAUGAUGUGAUAAUAUUAGCAGGAGUCAAAGCUGAUUGCCUGUGAUGCAUGACCUGACGGCCCGUGUGACUGGACUUCAGCUGAGGUAGGAGAGCCAGAUACAGGAAGAUGUCAGCAUCUGCAUCAGCACAGCGGGUCGCUGUACCCACCCCACAACACCACAAAAUAAUCCAGGAUAUACAGGAGUGCAUCAAGCAGAUGAAGGACGACUUCAGUGAGACAAAAGUCCCCGUCAAUGAUGACAACCAAACGCUCCACAGAUUCUGUGCCAAGCUGGAGUACCUCUUGCAGGCCAACAUGAAAGAGCGGUACUCCAUGCUGGGUCGGAGGAAGGACUACUGGGACUACUUCGUGGACUGUCUCGGCUCCACCAAGGGCAUCAACGACGGCAUCAAAUAUGUCAAGUCACUGGGAGAGCAUAAGAGUUCAUUGGGAAAGGGCCGAGCAUUCCUGCGCUUUUCUCUGGUUCAUCAACGUCUCCCUGACACCAUCCAGCAGUGUGUGCAGCAUCCCAAAACAGGGGAAUGGUUCCACCCCCAGAGUGUGUGGUACCAGAAGGGGCUCAGAAGUGAACUCAUCAACUCUCUCUAUGACCUCACUGACGUGCACUUUGACCUCUCGCCUCGAGGUUAUGACCUUGACACGGCAUGGCCCUCAUUUGCCAAGAAGCAGGGAGGUAACUACACAUGGAACCCACCCAGCCGGCGCUCCAGCAUCGGCAGCAUGGCCUCCAUCAGCAUGCAGGAUACGUCAAGUCUGCUGAGUAUGCCUCUCUAUGCCGACAACUCCAGUGAGGUGGAUAAGCUCACACAGGACCUGGAGACGUCCGAGACAGUCCGGACACAGCUCAUGGACCAGGUUGGGUCCCUUCAGCAGGAAAAGAUGGAGGUGAGUCAGUCGGCGUGGUCCACGCAGGGGGAGUUGCACGCCGUGCAGGAGCAGCUGCGAGACCUCCAGGAACAGCACACAGACCUGCAGGAGCGACACCUCCAGCUGGAGAAGAGACACGACAAGAUGUGUAUUGAAAAUGGCAGUACAGAGAAGGAUUGGCAGACCAAGGAGCAAGAUCUGACCAAUCAGCUGCAGGCUCUCAAGGAGCAGAAGGCAGAGGCAGACGGCCAGCUGGAGCAGGUCAGGUCACAACUGGAUGAUGUCAGGAGGGAGGUGGCGGCCAUUAGUGAGAGGCACAAAGAGAAAGUAGAAAGACUGGAUGCUGAGAGAACAGAACUACUUGUUCAGACAAAAGCUUUGGAGAAAGAGAUUUCCUUGACCUCUGAGUCGGAGAGAAGGAAAGGAGAACAGAUUGAGUCACUGGAAGUAAAGGUCAAGGUCGGCGAGGAGAAGAACACAGAGUUGUUGACCAAGUUACAAGAGUCUCUGGAUGGCAAGGAAUCGAAGGCUACAAGUCAGCUGGAGGCUGCCAACAAGCUGCACGAGGUAGUGGCCAGUCUGAAGGAGGUGGAACUAGCUAAUGUCAGACUUCAGGCAGCUAAUGAAGAAUUGACAAAGAAAUGUGAGCAGAUGGAAAAGGAUGUGGAGACUGUUGAACAAGUGAAAAGUGGUCUUGAAGAAACUGUUUUAAAAGUGAAACAAGAUUCAGAAAAAAACAUGUUGAUUUUUCAAAAUGAAUUGAAAGAUUUGACUGAAUCCAACACAAGAACAGUCGAGUCCUUGCAGGCAGAUCUCAUGGGAAAGAAUGAUGAAGUGGAUCUAAAGAGAUCAGAAAUAGAUAAACUGUCAUCAGAGGUUUCAGAACUGAAAUUGAAAUCUGGGGUUAAGGACAAUAUGCUUGUUCAGUGUUACACCAAAUUCAACCUUCUGGCAGGUUCAGACAGUAUUGAUGACGUCGAUGGCAGUCAAUUUGAAGUUAAUAAUUUCUUGGGUGAUGUCAAGUUGUGUCAAGAAACAAUCUCAAAGAAGAUGAGCGAGAUGAGGGAGGAAAUCCAGCAGCUGACCUUGGAGAAAGGUCAACUGGAGUCUGAGCGGGAGAAGCUAGCAAGUGAGAAGGAACACAUCAUGGACAACCUGGACGAACUGCGUAAAGCAUUUGGGGAGUUCCAGCAAAGCAAUGAGACACAGCAACGUGACCUUGACCUUGUCCAUGCCCAGACGGAGUCAGAGCUGCGUCAGUCAGAGCUGGAGCUGCAGGAGAAGGAAGCUGAGCUGAAGAAGUUGUCAGGUCGGCUUGAUGAACAGAAGGAUGCAGUCCUGGAUGUCCUUCAUACAUGUCGCAUAGAUCAGGAUUCUGUUGAUGCAUCUGACUGUAGACAAACAAUAUCUUCAAUAUCGCUGCACGUUCAGAAGCUGUCAACCAAGAUCUCCGACAUGGAAAGUGAGAAAGAGAUCCUUCAGGGUAAGCUGAAUCAUCUACAAGCAGGAGAGUCAGAUAAAGGGACACAACUCCAGAACCUGGAAGAGAAAUUUUCUAGUUUACAGAAAUCACUAGGUGAUGCAAGAGAACUUGAGUCAAGCUUGAGAAGUGAUCUGACAGAGAAGGAACGACUGCUGCAGGACCAGUGUUCAAAUUACUCCGAUCUCACGACCAAACAUGAGAAGUUGGUAGACAAAUGUUCCAGCUUGGAUGAAGCAAAUGAACAGGUGAAAUCUGAUAAUAUUUCUCUCAGGGAAGAGGUAACAACUCUGACCCAUGAUCUCAAUGACCUCAAGGUCACCUUUGCAACUACCAAUGAAAAACUGCAAACAGCAGAAGAUUUGAAAGGGAAAGAUGCUCAUCAUCAGGAGGAGGUGGGCAGGUUGAAGGAUAAAGAAAUCAGUGAGAAGGAGAACAUAAUCAAGUCGGUUGAAAAUGAGAAACAACACUUGAAGGAUGAUUUAGAAAAGACAUCAAAACUAAAAUCUCAAAUAGAGAAAGAAAAAGGAAAUUUGGAAGGAGAGGUCAGUAAGGUGAAAACACUUCUUAGCUCCUCCCAGAACGAAUGUCAGAAUCUUCAAGGAUUGAUUGUCAAAGAGCAGACGUCACGACAGGAGGUAGAACAGAAGUUGAAGAUCAGUUCUGAGGAGGUCAUGACUCUCAAAGUAUCUGUUACUGAUGUCCGGACGGAGCUGAAAUCUCAGGAGGAGAAAUACGAGGAGAUGAUCCAGACUCAUGAGAAGGAGAGGAACCAGCUCAACACUCAGCUGGAGGAGGCACUCAGUGACACACAGAUCAUCAAGGCUCAGCUGAAGGAGACAUCAGAUGAACUGGAACAAGCAUGUUCCUUGAAAGAAAGAGCAGAACAAGAGAAGGAGGAGGUGACGACUAUCCUCAAAAACCUGGAGGCAAGCUACCGGGAACUGAAGGCGAAACUCAAUCUGUUUGAAAAUGAGGGACAAGAGAUUGCUUCUGCCAAAGAGAGUAUUGAAAAAGAGAAGGAAAGUUUGAUGUCUGAGUUAGAUAAAUUGAAAGAAAGGUUGAAAGAUCUUGAGAUUGAGAAAGAUGUUACAGUGACCGAGAAAGAAGAAGCAAUAACUCUUCUGGAGGGAAAACUGGAAGAGUCAAAAUGUCAGUUGGAACAAUUUGAAGAAAAUGUCCUGACCCUGGAGAAAAACAAAGAGACAUUACGGGAUCAGUUACGAGAAGCAGAAGAAGACAGGGAGGGUUUGAAGAAAUCCUUGGAUCAGGCAGAGAAAAAUAUGGGUGAGAAAGAGAGCAAUAAUGAAGAACUCCAGAUGACUGUGCUAAAGCUGACCAGUGAUGUUACAGAGUUGGAGAAGUUGCUAGAAGAGAGGUCAAGGAGAUGUGAGGAACUAGAGUCAAUGUCUGGACAACAGUCAGGCUUGCAGACACAGAUAGAGUCUCUCAACCAGGAGAUCUCAGCUCUCCAGUUCCAGCUCAGCUCAGAGCAGAUGCAGCAUGAAGAGUCACUCAGGAGUUACACAGGUCAGGAUGAUGAGGUGACCGAACUGACCAACAAACUGGCUGAACAGGAAGCAACUAUCGUGCAUCUAGAACAGGAAGUGACAUCACUGCAGACAGGCCGAGAGGAGGAGACCAACAAGGUGACUCGACAGGUUGAAAGUUUGACUUCACAGUUGAAAGAAAGGAAUGAGGACAAUAACAAGCUGACAGAAAAGCUCCAGAUGACUGAGACGGAGCUGGUAUCGGAGAGAGAUGCCCGAGAGAGGCUGGAGACUGACAUGGAGUCUGUGGAGGAGAAGUACAGCCAGCAGCUCCAGGACAAGGAUGAGGAGAUCACAGGGCUGAAGGCCGACAUGAAGCAGCUCAAGCGGAAACUGCUGAAGCUGAUCAAGGACAAGGACCAGCUGUGGCAGAAGACAGACCAGCUGGCCUACCAGCAGAAGGUGCAGGCCAAGGAGACAUGGAUGGACAACAGCACCGCAACAAACUGCCUGAAGUGCAAGGCAGAGUUCUCCAUCUGGCUCAGGAGGCACCACUGUCGUCUGUGUGGGAGGAUCUACUGCUGGAAGUGUGUGGACCAGUGGGUGAUGACAGCACACAGCAGCAAGAAGGAGAGAGUUUGUGACGAGUGCAUCACCCACAAGCAGAGCAUGGAAUCUGACAACAACACUUCCCUUCUGUCAAACAUCAGCGAUGACGAGGAUAUUGAUGAGGAAUUGCUGCGGUCCCUGACUGUGCGAGGGUCGUCCCAGUCAACUGAUGAUCUCAGCUCCACACAGGAUGAGACAACGGAAUCGGACACCAGCAGUCAGAUCCUGCCGCCACCCCGCUCCACCCCAGGGAGUCCGAACGCCACGGAUGAACACAAAGUUCAGAAGAUGCAUGAUCACAGUGUGAGCGUGCAGGUACUAGUGCCCCCUAGGGGAGCAACUGUGAGUCCCGAGCGGGAGGAUCCCUUCCACGUUAUCACAGAUGAAGAAGUUUCUAAGUCUCUGACUGAGUACGACCCAGACACACUCAGUGCCGCGCUGAGUGCAAACAUGACAAGCAGCAUGAUCUUGUCGGCUGAAGAGUUGGAGAACGGGGAGAUAAACCGGCAGAAUGAGAUCUGGAUCAAGCCAGGAAAGACCUUUGUCGUGCCCAUCACCAUCGACACAGUCAACACCGAGCUGUGCUGGGAGUUCACGUCUCAACCCAAGGAUGUGGUGUUCAGCGUGAAGUAUCGGGAGAAUGAGUCCACCCCCGUGAGUGAGGCGGAGGACCUGGUGCCGCCCUGCAAGUGUGACUCCCACAGGCAGGCCGUGCAGGGCACCCUCACAGCCAAACAGACAGGGCUGUACACACUCGUGUUUGAUAACACAUACUCCAGAAUGACAGCUAAGAUGAUCCACUACUCCCUCCAAUCAAGAAGUAGCAGCUGAUCACAUGACCUGGCUUCUGAAAAAUGGCUGCACUCUGAUGUUGUAUUUGCACUUAAUGAUAGCCAACAUAAUAUGAGAGUCCUGUUUAUUUGAUUGUAUAUUGGCUGUGAUAGGCGUGUACUGCACGAGCACUGACACAAUUCACUCAUGACACAGCUUGGCUGUAAAUGGCUGAAGUACUUCCCCUGGGGAUUUAAAGGCAGCUUUACAUAGAGUUUAGAGGGGACAUAAAUGGUGAUUGGUUGGUCAUAAUGUCUACAGAACAUGGAUGGAUGGCCAUCUCGGAGAAGUAGCUCCCAGCAGUGACCUGGCAGAUAGUGUCUGGACCGCUGGUCACAUCUUGACCACUGGUUUCCCUGGCCCUGGCUACACUACAGCCUGCUGGGAUAUCGUCAUGACUGAUCAUGGCAUAACUGCAAUAACUCAUACCUUGAUAAUAUGCAAUGUACCACGGGUUCCUGUCGGAAGGCUGUCUGUCGUUGGUUGAUGAAAUACGGUUGUACUGUGUUGUACUGUGUUGUACUGUGUUGUACUGCGUUGUACUGCAUGUGUUCAGUGUGACAGACAGGGGAUGUAAUUACCCCGACUGUUGUAUAUAGCCUUCAGAUCAUGUCUUGCCAUUUCCAUGUCAUACAUGCAAUACUGUACACGUGACAUCUGCCCGGAAAACUACUCAUGUUUCUCACCACUUGCCUGUAACAUAAGUACUGAAUACUGUAAUAUAUAGACAUAAUACUGUAACAUAGAGACUGAAUAUUGUAACAUAUAGACUGAAUAUUGUAACAUAUAGACUGAAUACUGUAACAUUGGCUAAACACUGUAACAUAUAGACAUAAUACUGUAACAUAGACAGAACACUGUAACAUAUAGACAUAAUACUGUAACAUAUAGACUGAAUAUUGUAACAUAAAGGCAGAAUAACAGGGUCACUUGACGCUGGGCAUCACAGGCUUUUGCCUUGUGCACACAUGGAAAGUGUGACAUGAGCACUGGAAACAUACAUUUGUUUGAAAGUAGCCAACAUUAACUCCUGCAGUACCUUACUUGCACAGUCACGUGAACAGGGUAGGCCGACAUAGGGGUGCAGUCUGGUAAAAUGUAUGCAGAUUUUGUGUUGGUCUACAAAUCAGUAGUGAGCUAGAUCUGUAGCUUGUCUUGUAUACAGAUUCUAUAUAGCAACACAGCACUAUGUCAUGGAGAAAUCAACUGUAGCUGCAUCGGUUUUACUUGUUAAAAUGUUCUUUCAGAAUGGCCAGUUAAUUCCUGUUUUAGAAUCAACUACAACUACAAUAGCAUGACUUCAUUGUAAUGGUUUAAGUGUCAAGUUGGCUGUGUCACACAUUUCUGUUGUUACUGUUUUAUUGCUAGAUGUCUUAGAGCAGCUUUUACUUAUAUACUUGUGUUUGUUUGGAAAGGGUGAAAUGUACUUUUUAUUUGUUGUGAAAUAAGGCAAAGGUUUUACAUGUUUUACAAAUCUGUUUGUUCUAUGACGUGCUUCAGGCACAAGAUGUUGUGGUUUUUCCACUGUAACUGGACUGAUUAUUAUGUUAAUAUAAUGUAUAUGUAUCUUUUGGAGAAUAAGUGUGAAAGUUGAAGGAAAUUGUACAAAAGUUACUUAUUGAUUUAUGACAGUGAAACCUCCACUAAUCCAGACAAUACGGUAACAGUCAAACCCCUGUUUAUCCAGAUACUAAUGCUCACAAUGAAACCCUGUUCAUCCAUACAGAAAUGUCUCACAGUACAACCCUGUUAAUCCAGACAAUAAUGUUCACAGUAAAGCCCUGUUAAUCCAGACAACAAUGUUCACAGAAAAGUCCAGUUAAUCCAGACAAUAAUAUUCACAGUAAAACCCUGUUAAUCCAGACAAUAAUGUUCACAGUAAAACCCUGUUAAUCCAGACAAUAAUGUUCACAGUAAAACCCUGUUAAUCCAGACAAUAAUGUUCACAGUAAAGCCCCAUUAGUCCAGACAAUAAUGUUCACAGUAAAACCCUGUUAAUCCAGACAAUAAUGUUCACAGUAAAACCCUGUUAAUCCAGACAAUUAUGCAAUAAUGUGCACAGUAAAACCCUGUUAAUCCAGACAAUAAUGUUCAAAGUAAAACCCUGUUAAUCCAGACAAUAAUGUUCAAAGUAAAACCCUGUUAAUCCAGACAAUAAUGUUCACAGUAAAACCCUGUUAAUCCAGACAAUAAUGCAAUAAUGUUCACAGUAAAACCCUGUUAAUCCAGACAAUAAUGUUCAAAGUAAAACCCUGUUAAUCCAGACAAUAAUGUUCAAAGUAAAACCCUGUUAAUCCAGACAAUAAUGUUCACAGUAAAACCCUGUUAAUAAGUCAGUUUCCAGGAUCGCCAACUUGCCAGAGUCAGGGAGUGAUUAUUUUUUUAUGAAGACAUCCCCAACAGUAAUCUCCAGGAUGGGGUGUCUGGGUUAAUGAGGUUUCACUGUAUAUGAUAUGCUGGUGUCUCCACUUCAAUUUUCAAUGUGAAGACUAUCCCCAGUGUUUUAUUGAUCAGUAAUUCAUUGCUGUAUAUAUUAUAUGUUGCUUUAUACCAGGGUGUAGUACUAUUGGUUGUGGAUGGUUGUAGUGGCUAGAUAUUCAGGAUUGUGGAGCACUGUGCAGGAAUAUACACAUUGUGUAGAUCACCACCAUACAAAUAUUUCCCAUGUUGGUUUCAUGGUGCUACUCAGUACAAACAACUCUAAUGAAUCAUGUGAUAAUUUUGAGAAGUGAUUUUACAAAAAGUGGAAUCUUACAUAUGAAUAAAAUUCAUAAUCACA
Haliotis rufescens (red abalone) is the source of this 8183-nucleotide messenger RNA. Its product is annotated as FYVE and coiled-coil domain-containing protein 1-like. The record is from RefSeq and is a predicted model, not a curated record. Bases 233 to 5404 code for a protein of 1723 amino acids. Gene Ontology annotation, cellular component: late endosome; lysosome; autophagosome. Gene Ontology annotation, molecular function: metal ion binding. Gene Ontology annotation, biological process: plus-end-directed vesicle transport along microtubule; positive regulation of autophagosome maturation. The transcript has 23 exons. NCBI's taxonomy places the organism in Eukaryota, Metazoa, Mollusca, Gastropoda, Lepetellida, Haliotidae.